AUGAGCAAAAAGAUCCUGCACGUGCGCGUCUUCGAACAAAAAGAGCUCACCGCUCUCAAAGAUGCGAUUCACAAGAAGCUCCAAGUCGCGAAAAACGUGCGCCAAAACACCUGCAUCUGCUGCAAUCGCUGCGAGGCAGAAGGCACGCACUACUCUCCCGAAGGUUUGACAGAAUACAACCGCACCGGCAUCUGUGAACACUGCUGGGACGUGCUCGUCGACGAAAGCAAAACCGAAGACAACCCACGCUUCGAAAAACUCACACCAAGUGGAGUGGCCGUCGAAGAAAGCGCCUCAACCACGUCCGGCACCUUCUCCAGCCAGCAGUUGAGCAGAAAGGAAAAAUCCGAAGAAGGAGACGAAGCCGACGCCCGCAGCUUGACCACUUCCAACCACGACGCGCAACCGCACGGACCUGUGCCAGACAACAAAGACCACCCAGACAUCGGCGACAGCAUCCUUACUUUAUACUCACAGACCCUGAACAACAUCUUGGCCCAGAAGCAGCACAUACUCGUCGUCGGCACCAAAACAAGGCCAAAAUGCAUCUGGCUCGCAAGCGAAGGUUGCAUCAAAGCAAGAGCUACCAUCGAACAAGUGAGACGCAUUGACGGUCAGGAAUUUCACGAACUCUACAACCAACACCUCCAACUGGACCCACCCGAUUCCCAAAACUUCUACGCGCUCGCGAUCACAAACGUUCGCCGAACCAAUAUCAACUUCAAUUACUACCAACUGAUGCCCCCCUCCCUGUUCACACGGUACCGCACUGGACCAGACGACCUGUGUCCCAUCAGCAGGAGCUAUCGCAAACGCAAGGAAGCUGAAGAAUACGCACAACGGCAACUCGCCCUGCCAGUCCAAGACGAGCAACACCAACCCACCCUGCCAAUCGAAGACGCACCCAACCCAGAAGCCACUGCGCCCGCAAAAGUCGGACGCGACGAGACGAAGAACCACGACGAAAAGGGCCUCAUUUGGUUCGGACACAAUCAGCUGCUCCAUGGCAGGGCCUACAUCACACACACCGAAAAGCUGUCCGUUACGACCUUCCGGCAGAUGCAGCACCAACACGGACUGAGCACACACGUGCUGCCAUACCAGCGGACGCACGCACUGCACAUGGCAGACAUCAAGCGCAUGCGCAGCCCGCAGCCGUUUUUUCACCCGAGAGGCGCCGUGGGCUGGGUCAGAUACCGCAACAGACACCAAGCCGGAGCGCCGCAAACGCAAAGAAUCCAACUGGAGGUCGCCAGCUCCGCUCCACGCAACCGCAGACGACCACCGAAGCAGGUGUCCGACAACCAAAACGAAGCAACCACGAGUGCCGCCUCCCCGCAGCGCAGCCAAAACGAAUCAGAGCCACAGGACGGACACCGAACCUCUUCCACAUCCGUGUUAGUUGCAAUCGUCCUACCAAUCGUCAUCACGUCACUGCUGGAACACCUAGACGCGUGGGCUCUGCAAGACUUCCUACAGGCAAGCAAAAGCACGCACGACGCAAUGCAGCACCAAAGCCUUCGGAAAAGCGCUCAAGCGCUUAGAUGGACCUUAGAGAUUUUAACGUUCGACAUCCACCUUCCCGGUCUGCCAAGCGUCUACAGCAUCAAACUCAUUCCACAGCACCUGUUAGACCGAAAAUUGCUGCACCAUUCCUGCGGCACCUCCGUCAAAACGCUCACGAAUAGCACAGCCGCAAACCCGACCGGUCACAGCAGCCGACACAUGCAGGAACUCCUGCGGCAGGGUCGAGCCAGUACAUUCGCGGAGCUCGUCAGGAAAACAAACCCAUCCUGGCGACACGAUGCUCAAUUCCAAGCAUUCCUAUAUUUCCUCGACGACGCCCACACCACCAUCUCCUACAUGCCGCAGUUCAGCAAGAGCGAAUACCAUUUCCGCGACAUCAUCAGCCCGGCCCGCUUACAGCUGAGCUUCCGAUACCAGAACCACGCGGGACAGAGCGGAAGGGAGCAGCUCUCCACUCAGCAUCCUCACGGCUUCCACGAUGACACGAGACUGACCCAGUUCCACGACGUCAGAAUUCCCACUCCACCAGCUCCGCAAUUUCACAUACAGACACCCGACUCCUUGCAAACGCAAGUAGAAAGCCUUGUCAAGAUCAUGUUCGAUCCAACUGCCCACAGCAUCAUAGCCGACGAGCAAGUUCGACACUGGCAGCUCUACCUACAAAACAAGACCUAUGCCGACCCCUACUACACCUUCCCCAACCACUUCAUCCACAACUGCAUCUUCCACUUUGACGUAGCCCUGCACCGAGAAGUGAAAUCCUUCAUCGAGCUCUCCAUCCAUCACAUCCAGGAAGACCAGGAGCAACAACCCAAUACCAAGCUAAUCGCAUGGCAGCGCAACCUGCGUUUCCGAUGCAAGAUCCAGCCCUUUGCAUUUUCCACUUGGCAACAACUGAUUUACGACGUUGAGUUCGACGAUCUCGCCAACUCUGUGGGCUUCACAUACCGGCAAAAGCAGCACUA
Molecule: messenger RNA, 2492 nt
Organism: Symbiodinium sp. CCMP2592
Lineage: Eukaryota; Dinophyceae; Suessiales; Symbiodiniaceae
Source: the annotation of a GenBank genome assembly